AUGGCGGACUCUGCUCGACGACCUCUUCCAGCUCCUCGACCAUAUGGAGUUCGAUCUGCUGUAGCACGUCCAGUCUAUGGAGCUAGACCCGCGAUAAGACCAGCUGCUAGUGGUGCAGGUCUUGGUGGCGCUCUUGGAGCAAUUGGUGGCACUCUCGGGUGUCUAUUAUGUUUAGCAGCUAUUGGUGCAUUGGGUUUAUUUGCAUGUUUAAUCGCCAUCACAGCCUAUGCUAAGCAAUUUUUGGAUGCAUACAAAAGAGUGGAAGGUAUUAGUGGUGCAUAUGGACAAGCACAAGUUGGACUUGUUCUCCUUUUUGCUUCAUUGUUUUAUACCAUUGUCUGCCGCAUGCAACGCUGCUAA
Adineta steineri is the source of this 360-nucleotide messenger RNA. The record is from the annotation of a GenBank genome assembly. Lineage: Eukaryota; Metazoa; Rotifera; Eurotatoria; Adinetida; Adinetidae.